Molecule: messenger RNA, 15772 nt
Organism: Porites evermanni
Lineage: Eukaryota; Metazoa; Cnidaria; Anthozoa; Scleractinia; Poritidae
Source: the annotation of a GenBank genome assembly
AUGGUGGUGGAAAAGAUGUAUACUAACGACAUUUGGGCGGAGUUAAUAGGUGAAGGAAUACUUCAAAGUGAUGAUAACAAGAAUAGGAAACAGGUUGAUACUAAUGGAGAAAAGGAGGAAGUUUCUCUUGUGAACCAGGUUUGUCCUUGUUGGUUUUGAAUAGUGAUGUUUUUUCGUGAAUCCAUCCUUUACUUACUGCAAGAACGUCCUAACAGUAGUUAUUAUAAACUGAUUAUCGCCUUCUUCAUAAGUUAGGUUAUAGUGCCCCUGCCCUUUGCCACAGUCUCCGUAUGGAAAAUAUGCAUGUAACAACUGCCAGAUCGUUUUCUAGCUCGUUUUCCAAAGCUGGUUAAAAAUUUUAACCAGCGUUUUUAUACUUGUAAGUUUAGUUCCGUGAGUAGAAGGAUACUACUAUCAACCAUUUAGUUAUAUUUCCAUGAUUGUACCCAUCUACACGUAAGCUAAGCUUUUGGGUUAGUAGUGCGUGUGCAACCAAAGUGAGUUUAGCCAUAUCUUUAUUUAUACUUUUAAGUGUUAAUUAGGCCUUGAGCAUAGCUUUCCCUUAUUUUGUUGUUGUUGUAUUUCGCUAUUGAUUUAUUUUUUUUAUGCCAGUAGUAAAGCCAAGGGGCUGGCAAGACUCAAUCAAACAUCAUUUCCUAUGCGUCCUUAAACUCACUGUUCCUUAAAAAAGUGCAAGAGCAUAUUAAUGUUUUGGAAACCUCAUGCCUCCAAUAAUCAUAUCCGUCGUUCCUCAAUGUUUGAGCUUAUUAAUCGGGCUGAAUAAUCGAAUCGAAGGGUGAAGAGGAAUAAUUAGGUGUUUAUUACUCCAUUAUUCCAGCUGGAAAAUUUUCCUUAUGCCAUUAUUCCAGAAAAAGAAAUAUUCCGUUGAAAACGUCUGCUUAUUCCAUCAUUCCGCGCCACAAAAUGGCAUUAUUCCAUUCUUACAACUAAAAAAGCCGUUAAUCUUACACCAUUAUUCCUCUUCACCCCCAAAAGUCGAACCAGCCAUGUUAAGUCUUUCAGAAUCAGAAUCAACAGUUAUUUUUUCGUACUCUGCUACAGGUUGGUGAUCCAAACGAAGAAAGUGUUAGUGAACUCACAUUAACAGGAUCUGAUCAUGAGUUAGUUGUUGAUACUACUUCACCUUCAGAGGAGAUCAAGGAGCGAGCAGUUCAGUUAAUAAAGGAAAUACAAGGUGAAGAUUUUAAGCCUGAAGAAUCUGUUGUCAGUAUUGAACUGUGGGAUUUUGCUGGACAGCACCUGUAUUAUGCAUCCCAUCCUGUAUUUUUAUCACCACGUGCGCUGUACAUCUUGGUGUGCAACCUCAGCAAGUCACUGCAUGACACAGCCAAGCCCUGUGUGAGACAAGGAUCUCGUAAUGUUCAUUUGGAAAACCCAAAUGGAGAAACAAAUCUUGAGAACUUGUUGUCGUGGCUGUCCACAGUGCAUAGCGUCGCACAGAUGAGAAGAAAAACCUGUGAUAAUGAAGCGAAAGAGGUGCCUCAUUAUUUGCGCCCCCCAGUGAUCAUUGUAGGAACCCAUGCAGACAAGCCAUUUGAAGACAUUGAAACAAUGAAAACAGAAAUCCAGAACGCAAUCGCUGGUAAGGACUAUGAAGGACAUGUGGUGCGGCCUAUCUUCAGCAUUGACAACACUGCAAAAUUAACUCAAAGAAAGAUCAAGAAUAAAGUUUUCGGGAAAGAUGAAAACAUUGAUGAGAUCCAUGCUCUACAAGUCAAAAUCAUGGAAGUGCUGAGACAAGAGCCUUACAUUGGGGAGAGCAGACCUGUGAGGUAAAAAAUAUUCUGGUUACACCAGAAUGUUCAGAAUCCAAUAAAGUAAAUAUUAAAUAAUUUCCAUGUCAAAAGUUGAGCUGUAAACGCACUGAGAUUACGGUUUAUGUGUAUGGCGUUUGUUUCCACCAGUCCUUGUAAGAUGUUUUCUUUGAUAUGUAAUGUGUUUCAGGUUUCAUAAGUAACUCAUUGACUGUGACGCUACAUAAAAGCGUGGCCGGAAAACAUCUCAAGGCUGGUUCAUUGUAGUCCUUUACUUUGGUUAAAAAAAUUAUAGCAAGAACACAAAAUAAUCAGUGGCUUCCGUAUGAGCCACCUGGCUGUCAUAAGAAAUCAAUGUCUCGUUGAUUAAAACAAGUUAACCGUGAAAAGCAGUUUUGACUGGCCUUAAGGAAUAUUCUACUCUGAAGGAUUUUACAAUCUUAUUUCGAAUUAGCUGAAAAGCAUUGUGUACAUUUUGAUUUUCGAUUAAAAAAGGUAAAGGAAAGUGGAUCACUUACCCGUUCAAUCUGUAGUUAACUGCAUAACUGCACAUGGUAACCAUUUAGAAUAUGACCAGCUGUAUUAGUUAAGCUUAUUUAAGCUUAAAUUGAUCUCAUUUUAAGUUUAGAAAGACAAUCAGUACUAACCAAUAUAAAAUCUUCACGGCUUUUCACAUGUCAGCAGUCUUGUAAAUUGUUUUGGAACGUGUGUAUUGUGGGGGUGUGUUCGAGUAACUCGCUCGCUACACGAUGAGGUACCAGGAAUCUGAUUUACAUCUUGGCCUUUAUUCUUCUUAAUCUUCUUACAACUUCUGCUUACUCUACUACUCCUCUACUUCUCCUACUCUUCUCUAUUAACCUCUAGUUCAAGUAUAGUAGCGGUUUUAAUAGCCAAAGCUGGACAUGUUUGGGUUAGCUGACCGGAAGAGUUUCUAUUGUAUUUCUUAUCGCUAAUACUGCAACAGGUUUGCUAUGGUUAGGGAAUAUACCAAAGAACCAAGGUCAGCUCUAACACCACAAACACGACCACCUGUAGCAUUCCUAAUAUGGCAAUAAGUAAAUUCGCGAGCUAAGCAUAACUUCAACUACAAGUAAAAACAAAAGAUCAAAACAGGAAAACAGUGCGUGGACAAAAUCAAGAAUUAACGAAACAAAAACUAAACUUAAAAAUAAGAUAGAUCCGUCUUGAAAAUAACUUUCAAAAUACUUCACAACAGUAUGCUUCUGGAUGGCCACGGUUGUUCAAACGAUGAAUCACUAUUAAGCUGGAAAAUAUUAGGAAACCUUAUGGAACUUUCCACUGGAUUUUGGACAGAUACCCAUGUAUUUAUCAAGUGGAUAGAGUUAUCCACCUUUCGCACAACUGGGCCCUGUACUUUAGUCAGUAAAAGUAUACUGUGUAUAUGUGACGUGGAUACUUAAAAGAGCUGUAUCAAUUUUCUCUUUGGUUUUGUAAACUAGGUGGCUGAACUUUGAGAAAGUCAUCAACGCUCUACUUUCCAAGCCCAAGCCAGUUUAUUACCUGAGUAUAACGAAGCUACGGACCCAUGCCAAGGAGAAGUGCUUCAUCGAUGAUGAGGAAGAGUUUACCACUAUGGUGAAUUUCUAUCAUGACCUGGGGAUAAUUAUCAAGCACCGUAGUACAGUCAUCUUGAGUACCCAGUGGCUGAUAAACUUGUUCGGGCAGCUGAUCACUAUUCCAGAUUUUACGAAAAUGGUAAGAAAUGGAUUUUAAACGUGUUUUAAAACGUGCAAGGUUUAUAAUGGUCCACAUUUUGGAUGAAGUCACAGGUUUCCAACCGUGCUGUAGCUAAUAAAAAUAAUUAUGUCAAGUGCAUUGCACGCUAUCUUUUUGAAAAUGUUAGCUGUUCCUCAAAUAUUUGUAAACAGCAAAAUCCUGGUGGAUUGGGCUGCUAUUUAAUAUUUCCCCCAGUGUAAAACAGUUAGUGUAGGCGAUGUAAUUCUGAAAUGAAAUCUUACCCGACCAAACCUAUAACAACUGAAUUAGUACUAACGCCUGGUCGGCAGUCAUCCCUGUAAUCAACCCGCUAUACUGACGUCACUAAGAGUAAACAUUACAAUGAAACAUUUUCACUGCACUUUCUUAUUUGAACGUUGUAAUAUCCCAAGAGGAUUCUUGUUUCAAUUUCGAAGGACAUCAGGUGACAUCACGAGGUACCCGCUAACAAUAAGAGGAGCUUAUAACCAAUUUACUUGCAAUUUACCCUUUAUGUAGGCUCAAAGUAAUUGGACAACCAAACAGAGUGGAAAUACAUGUUUAAAAUAUACACGAAAAAAAUACUCAAUUCUGAUUGGCUGAGAAAGGAGUGCGUUUCUUCUGUAACACGAGUGCAAACUUGUAACACGAUUGCAAAAACUUGUAACACGAGUGUAAAUUACAAAUGGUUUCUCAUUGGCUGAAACACAAAAGAAACCACCAAGACAUGACCAAGAACCAAUCAGAUUAGAGCUGUUUUAACAACAAAAUUUAAGAAAAUGGCCAUGGUUUUCAGCAGACGACGCAAAACAACAAUAGAAAAGUGAAAAAAAUAUUCGACAAACCCGAACACAGUAAAAAGUACGUCUUUCUGGCUAAAUGUAUCGAAAAUGCGGUGCUAAGAUAAAAAUACUGUCAACAAAAUCGAGCAAAAUGAGCCAGAGAAACUAAAAAACAAGCUACUUAUAACAGAUUACGCUAAAGUAAAAAAAAUAAAGAACAGAAACGGUGGCAACCACACGCAAACCAUGACAGCUACACUUUUCAAGCAUUUAAAUGAACAAGGAUACAAGUUUUCCAUGAUAACAACAGGGAUUUCAAGUCACGUACGUUCUUUGUUGGAGGAGAAAGGUGUCCGGUUGCUCUCUUUGAGUCUUUUGUGGAGCGAAGACUUCUCCAUGCGAUGGUCUGUUUUUUUCUACCUCAGUAGCAAACGAAAGCGAAAAUUUAAACAUCUGGUCAAAAAUAAACCAAUGGGCGAAAAUACCGUAACCAACAUAAUGAAAGUAUCCGUAGGUGGUACUAGCCUUAAAGAAAGUGAGAAAACAGUUUGCGAAUUAUUGUGCAAGACAUCAGAACAACUGUGGCUCCACUCACCCAUCGAUGGCAGCGUCGGAAGAAAACAAAUUACCUCCUUCAUUUUCGGGCUUUAAAUCUCAAAAAUUUAUCCAUGAAUCCAGCUAUGAUGGGGUCUCAGGAACAGAUAAUGAUGAACAGUCGUUAAAAAAACGUUAGCAAGUGUCUUUCAUCUUUGGCUGCUCGAAGCGUUCUCCUGAUUUCAAAACGGCAGCAUAUUUCUUGAAAACGCUUUUUGUAAACGCCGAGCUCUCAUAAUCGAGGAUGAAUUUAAAAACAAUUACUUUUGCUGAUAAUUAUAAACCAAGUUAUCUUUAACAGGCUGGUGACCAUAUAAAAUCAGUCUUUGCACAUUUUCAAGUUCUUAGCUGAAUGAUAUUGGGAGCGUUGGUCUUGAAAAAGUUUGAAUUUGACAAAGGUAGUAGUCUGUUUCAGCCAAUCUGUUGAAUGAACUAAAAACGAGCGCGCUGUCAAAACUUGUUGUUGUAGGUAUGUUUUUCGUGCACAUUAUUAAUCAGUAAUCACAUGAUUUUUCUCGUGCAAUUUGGAAUGAAUAAGCACUUGUAAAUUUUUCAAAGACCGUAAAGUGCACUCGCCCUGCGGGCUCGUGCACUUUUGUUGGUCUUUGAAAAAUUUACUCGUGCUUAUUUAUUCCAAAUUGCACUCUAAAUCAUGUGAUUACCUAUACGUAUAUAUAAAGGAAGCCUGUUUUCACCGCCCUUACUGAUGCACACGCGCGGAGCCAAUUUCGAAACAUUUAUAACACUGCUCAACCUACACAAAAAAAGGAGUGUAGCUUGUACCAAGCAGUAUUGUCUCCUACGCUGAGGUCCUUUUGGCUCGUCAAGCAACCCUCCCCAAAUAGGUGACAAGUAGUCUCUCAUUUUCCUCAGGGAUGGUAGAACGAGAGGAUUAGGCGAGCGCGCGUGAAAAUUGCCGCUAAGAAGGUGACAAACGCUCCUGUAUUUUGCUCGCUCAAAUAUCCCAGAGGAAAAUAAGGGGCCACUCCUAGUUUACCCCCAGUGGUAUAUUAGGGACAGAAUCAGCCUUUUUUGCUGUGGAAUCUUCGCUGGAAUACGUAAACGCCUAUGACGUCAUAACUCUUUGUCUUUAUCUCAUGAAUAAAAUGCGGUUGAACCUCUUUAAAGGCUGUUUACAUGGAGGUGGGGACCCCAGGUAGGUGAGGUAACCCGCGGCUGGUCACCCAACCUAUCAUUUGAACGUGAUCAAAUUAAAAUGAGAGGUUAUUUGGACAGGCGGGUUACUAUCCCACCUACGCGGGUUACCUCACUUGCUUGGGGUCCCCUAACUCCGUGUAAACAGGCCCUAAAAUAAUCUCGUCUGCUAUUUUCAACUUGUUGGACCGGUUUUCCAGUUAUUUCUUGGUAGAUGAAGGUCUUGUUUUUUGAUUGGUUGACUACAUGUAAGAACUAGGGAAAGUAUUCAUUGGUUGAUUGAAGUUGUCGAAGGAAUAAGCGCUAAUUAACUCGUCUUGACUGAAAAUCACUGAUUCGUAACGUAGUUUACGUUAUGCAAGUUACAUUUCAAACCGCUCUCAUUGUUCAACAAGUUGUUCCAAGUUGUUGCGGUUUAUUGUUUCCUGGCGCGCACAAAACGUGAAUAUGUAAUGAGCACCAAGGCAAACUAGCCCUUCCUAUCACGAAAAACAAUUUUUCACUUUCCCACAUCCCUUUUUUCCUUUUUCACAUUUCUGUUGUUUCUAUUCACCACCACAACCACAUUUCUAUUGUUUUCCCUUAGCGCGCGAGGUUGUGGUAGACUGUUGUAAAGGAAAGAAAACUUGACUUCGUAAAUCUUCCCACAGAAUGGAAAGAAUUGUGUAACGAACCAAACGGAGGACUGCUUAAAAGGCUAUCCUCUUUUCUUUUAUCCACACAGUAGUACUUUCUAGGCAGACUACGAAACUUUUAUUUUCUAUCCUUCCACACACGAAAACGGAAAACUCUAGAUCUUUUUCUUUGUUUGUUUACUUAAAACAUUAAAUAAAAUAACCAACGAUUUAUAAUUGCAGCAAUUAAGUAGCUUAAUAUGUUCCUACAAUAACACUAUUUUAAAAUACAAAAUACAAACUAAAUUAGCUAAAGUUAACUCCUUUAAGUACUCCUUCUUUGUGGAAAUUGUCAAAGACUGGAACAGUUUGCCGAACCAUCUCUUCACAGACGAAAUUAACGUUAACAAAUUUAAAAAAGGCUGUAAAAGAUGGAUGAAGAUUUAGUGACACUGUAGCUCAUAUUCUAAUUGUAUAUAUUUUCAUUUUAAAUAUCAUACUUAAUAUACCAAUUUGUACCUCCACUAAUGAUUUUUACGCGCGUUUUUUAAUUUUUUAAUAUUUUUACUAAAGUUCAGUUAGGGGAUCUUUUAUAGGGAUAACCUCGCGGUCCACCUUUUCAAAUAUGUAUCGUGCAUCAUGUUUAUGUGCAUAUAUGUAUUUAUCAUCAUUAUUAUUAUUAUUAUUAUUAUUAUUAUUAUUAUUAUUAUUAUUAUUAAAACAGUUUUGUUUUUGUCCUUCGCUUUAUUCCUUUUUAGGUUCCUAAGGUUGCCAAGCACUGGAAGGAAGUUGAAAAAAGCGGUGUUCUCUGCAUGGAACUGGUUGAUCUUGUGUUUUCCAAAUUCCUCCUGAAGGGUGUUGCCAGAAAAGACAUUCUGGAUUUGAUGGAACAAUUUGGAUUGAUUGCAAAAUUUUCGUCUUCAAAGACAGGAGAACAGUACUUUGUUCCAUCUCAACUCAAAGCUUCGCCUGAUUCUCUUUGUUCCAUGGCGCCCUCUAGGCUGGACUCAUGUCCCCUGUAUGUUUACUUUGUCAGCGGCUCUGUUCCCCAUGGUCUGUUCACUCGGCUUGUUUCUCGCUCUGUCCAUUGGUGUUCUGAGGCUGGUCCAACUCAGCCCCCUACCCUGUACCAAAAUGGAGCGUGGUUCGUUAUUGGGAAACAAACUGUCCAUGAUUUUGUUCUUAUUUGUAAGAAGCAGUUUAUUAAGUUCUUUAUCAAGCAAAGAAACCACCCUCAGCAGAUCCCUGUGUAUGAGACAAGUGAGAUGGCAGUACAGGUUCGUGAGUUUGUGGAGGCAACUUUGGAAGCUUUGUCACGCGAUCUUUAUAAAGGUGGAUUGCAGUAUCAUAUUCGGGUCGCCUGUCCGUAUUGUCAGCGGGAAAAAUGCUCUAGCCAUAAUCAGAUUGCAUGUUCUCAUGAAGAUUGUCUUCACCUCCUUGAGGUAAAACAAGGCGUUCAUCUGACUUGCGAAAAGAAACCUACAGAUGAAGUACUCACAGUCAUAGGAAAGCAAAAAUGGUUCUCACAGACACCAAGUAAGGUAGGUAGCACUGAAAUCCCAUCUCUAUCAGUGCUGUUGGCAUGUUACAUAUAAGUGGAAUGUUAACUAAAAUUCCGAAAGUAAGCCCCUCCAAAUAUAAUCCCCCAAACUCGUAGUUAAAACCCUCCAUUAAAUCGCCGCUCCCGAAUAUAAGCCCCCGAGGGCUUGUACUUUGAAAUUGCCCUCAAAUACAAAAUAAAACAAAUUAAAAACGGUACAGUAACACAUAAUGUUUUUAAUUUGCCAAAGAACUAUUCCUCGUGCCAAAUGAUUGCAAUCAAGAAGUGUCACACUUAAAUGCUGUUUGCGUAGUUCACUCUUCACUCUUGGAUUGAAUUUCUUCGAUCCAUAUAGCCAAAGUACUCGCAUGGUUGAGUUUUAGAAAGACCUUGGUCCCCAUGUCGAGUUUCAGUAAAACCUUCGGGCAUUUUACUGACAUAAAUUUAUUUCCAACUAUAAUCUAGCCCAAUCGAUUUUGAGACGCAAAUGUCCCUCCCAUUUCCCUUCGUAUGUAAGCCCCUCAAAAAAGGGCCUUUGGAAAAUAUAAGCUUGGGAGUUUAUUUUCCGACUUUUACGGCAUAUUACUACUAAAUUGAUAUUAUGCUACUAAAAGGCUAGUCAUUUAUUUAUACUUAAAAAGCUUCAACAAAGUUUGUGUGUGUCGUUAUUAGGUUAUAAUGAUGUAUAACGUAAGCCUUCAUUUAACCUACCACAAGUGUCUCGCUGGGUAAAAAGAAGCAAGCAAUAGUUCUUUAAAUCAAGUAAUUUGAUAAGGUCAGUUGGUUACCAUAUAUGACUCAAAAUUCUAUUCAAGUUAUUUUAGCACUUUGCCAGACAAAUGGCUACCCUUGAACUGAGAAUCUCUUUGCAGUGGCCAAUUAACAUCAUCAACUCUGUUGUUAAAUACCUACUGCAGCCGUAGCAGUGGGUAUUCAUAACCGUUUCUCAAGUCUUUCUUAAUAAGCUGUUUGCUUUACAGUUAAACGAUAAGUUUAUAGCUUCUAACUGGAUGAUAACGUGUUUUGCAAACUUUCUUUCAAAACGAUAAACACCCCAGGUGUACACUUUCUAUUUUAAAAUAUGCAAUUUUGGUUUCUGUACAGGACGUGUGUACUCCAUCAUCACCACCACCAGCAUCAUCAUCAUCUGAUGCUGAACAAGGUCAUUCAGAACGUUUAAUAUUGAAAGUUACUCUCCUGGCGAACGAAUGGGGGUCGUCUAGGGGUGGUUUGUCAACAAUAAACAGAACUCUUGCCAUACAUUUGGCAAAAGACCCACAUGUAGAAGUGACCAUUCUUGUACCUGAAUUUGAGUGUGGAGAAAAAGACAAGAGAGAGGCCAAAAGUUACAACAUCUCCAUUAUAGAAGCAGGGCAUCUUCCUGGCUUCAGUGAUCCUCUUGAUUGGUUGAUCGUUCCACCAGAGGACCUUGACAUUCAGGUUGUCAUCGGCCAUGGAGCAAAGCUUGGCAAACAAGCGCAAAUUAUCAGAAAAUCUCAUCAAUGCAAUUGGGUGCAGGUUGUUCACACUGAGCCUGAAGAGCUGGCGAUGCAUAAGAACUAUCCAAGUGCCAUUGCCAAGGGAGAAGAGAAGAACACAGCUGAAGUUGAACUUUGUCAAAAUGCUGACCUCGUUGUAGCCGUUGGACCCAAGUUAAAAGAAGCGUUCUCGUACAAGUUGCGUUUAUAUCAUCAAGAUAUCUUUCAACUAAUACCGGGUUCCUUUGCAGAGUUUUCAGAUAUUAAACAUGCUGCACAAGAUGGUGUAAAUUUCAGAGUACUGAGCUUCGGUCGCGGGGAUUUGGAAGACUUUAGUCUUAAAGGAUACGACAUUGCCGCUAAAUCCAUAGUUGAACUGAAGGACAGUUCCUAUAUUCUUAUUUUCUUUGGUGCAUCCAAGGGAAGGCAGGAUAAAGUCGCAGAAAACUUACUCCAGACUGGCAUUUCAAAGAACCAGCUGAUUGUGAAAUCAUUUGUGACAGACAAACAAAAAUUGAGAGAAUUGUUUUGUGCUGUCGAUCUGGCCAUCAUGCCAUCAAGAACUGAGGGGUUUGGUUUGACAGCAUUGGAAGCCAUGUCAGCUGGUCUUCCCAUUCUGGUUAGUGGAAACUCCGGAUUUGGAAAAACACUGCGUAAACUUCCAAUGGGUGAGUCAUUUGUGAUCGACUCUGAUGACCCUAAAGAAUGGGCGAAAGCAAUUGCAGCCAUCCGUCAAAAAUCAAGGACACAGCGGCUUGAGGAAAUCCAAAGACUGCGAAGAAGUUAUGAUGAAAGAUUCAGUUGGGAGGGACAGUGCCAGGCCCUUGUUGACAGGAUGUGGAAUAUGAUCUAUGGUAAGAAAUCAAAUUGUAAAUGUCCAUUGCUCCUGCAAUAGCGAGUGCAUAAAUACAUUUUUACCAUUUUAUGUAUCGUGGUCCAUGUGCAUCGCUGAAGAAAUAUUAAUAUUGCCGUUGAUCUUUUUAACCUUAAUGGUGGCAUUCACAUUCUGCACACCGUUCUCCGUACACUUCUUGUGUUACUGAUUAAUUUCAAUUUUAAGACUUUUAUUUAUAAUUUUAUAGCAUGUUGGCUACACUUAAAGGAGUUAGCGAUACAUGAAAAUUAAAAUCCAUUACAUACAUCAAAGUCAUUUGAUUUCUAUUCAUAUGCAGUAGCAAUGGUGCUGUUCUCUUGUAUAUAAAAAGAACGUAGCAAAAAAAGACUAGCUAAACUUUUGGCUUAUAAUUUGUCACCAAAAAUGAAAGGGGGGCUUCUGAGGUUAAAUUUUUUAUUAUUUUUUUUAAGAGUGACAUUCUUUUCUGUAAAUCAUCGCUUUUUUUAACUUUACAGGUCUUGGAAAAACCAAAGAAGGUGACGUUCCACAGAACGACUGUGAAAAGGACACUUCCACAGAACCGAUAGCAGGUAAGUCAUUGUUUGCUUUGUCAGUUGAACCAAAGACAAAAUUUCUUUUUGCAGCGGAGUGAGGUUAUUUUCUUCUGUUGAACCAGGAUACUUUCAAUUAUUGGAUGUAUUUCCAAGUAAACUGACGUAAACUAACUGUUUACCUCUCCUGCUUACAGGCCAAACCAUUUAAAUUCACUGCUAAUUUUAAACUUUACAGUUGUUGAGAAAAACCAAGAAGAUGACGUUCCACAGAAUGACUGUGAAAAGGAUGCUGCUAGAGGACCGAUGGCAGGUAAUGUCUUUGUUUGCUUUGUCAAUCAAACCAAAGCCAAAAUAUAUUUUUGCAGUAGAGUGAUGUUAUUUAGUUCUUUGGAGACCACAGUAAUUUUUAAUUAAAUUGUCUGCUGUUUUGAGCUUCUGACCAGUGCACCAUCUCCUAUUAAACUGGCAUGAAAUAACCUCUAUCUUAUGUUAAUUUUUUUUCAUCUUCCGUUUACAGGCGAGCCCAUUUUCCUUGCACUUCAACAAAUCAUACGGGAAGCACGCAUAGAGUCCAGCAAAACUGAGCUGUCGCAGGCUUUGAAGAGGACUGCGAUGGAAAAAGGUUUUGCAAUUUCUGACAAUCAAGGAGAGGGAAACUGCAUGUUUUUUGCCCUUUCAGAACAGCUUGAACUCUUCAAAGGGAUCAAAAUCUCCCACGAUGAGUUACGCCGAACUAUUGUUCAACAACUUCGGGAAAACCCUAAGCUGGUAAUUACCUUAUUCUUUUUUAUUAUUUUUCAGGGUGGACAUUUUUUGCGAUAUACGCGCAUGGCCGUCGCAUGAUAGUAAACAAUUUAAUAGUACAAACAUUAAUCACAAAGGACUGCAAAGGACUGCAAACGAAUACGCGGAAAAACGUAGGAUCUAUAAAGACCUGAUCAGCAAAAAUGAAAAGUAGACAUAUUAAAUUCUGCAAGCAGAAUACUGCAGUGCUGAUAGUACUACGUGAAAAUUAACUCUGCAAGACGUCAACACGAUACCGAAAGAACUCAAAACAGGGCGGGAUUGUAGCCAUAGGUUUUGUCCAUGUUUGGCCAAUUUUUCAUUUUCUCUGCGAGACAUCAACUUGACACUUGGACUCUUGCCCCCCAGAAGACACGUGGUAUGGCUUGAUUCUGUGGGUGUUGAGCGUUCUAGGUCAGGGCUUAAAUCAGAGUGCGCGAAUAUUUUUCACCAGAGUUAGCCUGCGUAGCAAGCGUUUCCGUUUGGUUUCGGAGCAAAGAAAGACCGAGGAACGGGAUUCUCGGUUUUGGCCGCGCGAGAAAUGAAACAAGAGCGAAAAAAUGAAAGCGGGGGGAGGGGGAGGGGAAGGAAGGAAACGCUUGCAGACAAUCCCCUCGAUUUUGAAAACCUGCGUUCGCCAACGAACGCAGCGCCUGGUUGGCUCGGCUAGUCGAACAAUGUUGACAUGUGUCGAUCAAAGGUUUGUUUCAUACUGAGAGGACGGUAUGGUACGUGACACGUACAUUAAUUUUCAGUGGUUGUUUAUUCUGGUUGGCAAGAUUUGCCCUCCAAUGCAAAAACAUUUUCUUUGACCUUUUUUGAAACGUAAGGCUCUUCUUGCGACUAAAUAAGGGUUUCAAGUCGUUUAAUUUAUUCUCCAAAGUGCUUCCUGGAAAAGCCAUUUUCUUUUGUUCGCGAAUGCGAUAGUUUCCUGCAAUGUGUCAUGCUGGGCCCAGCUCGUUAGUGUUUUUUUGACGUAUAUUGAAUUCUCUCAGAUGGUGAUUUACAGACUGUUCUGUUAGACGGAUUAAAAAGACAAAUGUGCAAAGCCUGUAUAGAUCGUUCGGAUUCAUAGAUAUUUCAACAUAAACGCCGUCCACGUGUUACAAAAUACAAAAAAAUAUAUUUUGGGUUCACAUACGCGUCCUCUGAAGUUCAUUUCCGCUCCACUAAAAGCCAAACAUUUUAUUGGUCAAUUAUGACAGCUGAUGACAGCAUCAAAUGUCGGUGCGCGAACUAAGGCAUAACAGGCCAAGUGGGCAGUUUUCAAAAUCCCGGGGUUUGUCUGCAAGCGUUUCCUUCCUUUAUUCCCCACCCCCUCCCCGCUCUUGUACUUACGCCAUUUUUCGCGCGGUCUUUGACUCUCGUUCCUCGUUCUUUGCUCCUAAACCGCACGGAAACGCUUGCUACCCAGGCUACACCAGAGUUUUCUGUGUUGUUACGCCAUACUGACGAGCCCCAAAGAGGGCGAAACAGCUGUCUAUGGCUACAAUCCCGCUCUGUUUUGAGUUCUUUCGGUGUCGUGUUGAUGUCUUGCAGAGUUAAUUUUCACGUAGUACAAUCAGAAUUGCAGUAUUCUCCUUGCAGAAUUUAAUAUGUCUAAUUCAAUAGUAAACAUCCCUUCCCCCCUCCCCUCUCUCUCUUACACGNCAAAGAGGGCGAAACAGCUGUCUAUGGCUACAAUCCCGCUCUGUUUUGAGUUCUUUCGGUGUCGUGUUGAUGUCUUGCAGAGUUAAUUUUCACGUAGUACAAUCAGAAUUGCAGUAUUCUCCUUGCAGAAUUUAAUAUGUCUAAUUCAAUAGUAAACAUCCCUUCCCCCCUCCCCUCUCUCUCUUACACGUGUAACGGAUACCUCCCUAAAACCUCCUAAACCUACUCCACCUCCCUAAAAGUGUUGGUCUCUGCCGUACUUAACUGUUUUUUGUUGUUGUUGUUGUUGUUUUUUUUACAUUUUUAAAGAGAAUAGUACAGGGUGCACAGGUUAGACCGCUUUUUUGUAGUGUAAUCUCAUUAAAAUGAAGCAGUGGAAUAAAUAAUGUUCUCUCUGUCUCGUGAAUAAAAUGCGGUUGAAUUCUCAUUAAGAUAACGCCACGAGCUAUUUUUACGUUGUAUUUAGUACAUCCAUUUAUAUAACUUGUAGGGAUCAUGCCCUUAUAUUGACAUAGAUUAGUCCAAAUUGUGUGUCAUGUCUUUAUUUGGUCAUGAAGACACCUGAGACUUAAAAUCACUGAACCACGAUGCCCUCAUUGUCCAUUGCAGACAUCUCAGGCUGUCUUCACACUAUACGGUAUAGCUUUUUCUCCGGUACCAAAAUCAUACUGGAUGGGGUUUCAGUUCACACAUGAGAACGGCGAUUUUGGCGCGAUUUCUUUAACGCGCCGAUGCAGCGUUCUCUUUCGUAAACGGUCGCUGCAAUUUUUUAGACACUAAGAAAAUUUUUGAUCUGUUAUUUAGAGUGUUUCUAUAAAAAAGAAAGAAAAUCGCAACCCAAGGUAAAAUCCGGACCUCGAACCCGGACCUUUCGUAUCCUAAUCUCUCUCCCUUACCACUAGACUACCCCACCAACCCGCCAAAAUGCUGAAAAAAUUUAAGACAUACACUGACAAACUGUCUUUCUUAACUGUUACAUCAAUAGCAGGUGACCCUAGCCCUUUCCAUAAAUUUUAACGAAAAUUCAACUUGACUCCAACGCCGUUUUCUAACAUUAUUCAAAAACGUAUUAUUUGCCUUUUUGUAACUAAAUCCAGGGAAUAUAUUACAUCUAUCAUGACUAAAGGCUUGCUUACUAAUGGUGGCAUCGCCCGUUAAAAAUGGAAAAAGACUGAUUACGAAAGGGAAUGAGGCCGUGGCGAUCUGUAAAGUGGGGAGUCACAUAUCGGAUAGAUGUUCACACUAUACUGGAUGGCUUUUCGUGUCGUCACCAAAGCUUAUCUGGUAUUGUGUGAACGUAGCCAUUUUGUUCUGGUUCCGGUUCAAUGAUUCUUGGCGCGCAAAGGAGAUAAAGACGUCAUCGACGCUAAUAUAUUGCACUUCAAAAAAAGACGUGUAACUGGUGUGUCCUUAAUACUACUGAGGUGGACACAUUAUUUCUAGUGCCGAUACUAAUGAUGUCGUCUUAGAGGGAGCUGACAGCGCAGCUGCCUGAAUAUAUAUACCUUCUACAAGAGCACUCUACCUUUUUCUCUAUUAACUACAGUAUUUUCUUUCUUACAGCCGGAUGGGACAGAACUGUUUCAUUUUGUUGAUGGAUAUCCAUCUUGGGAUGCCUACCUCACAAGUAUGAUGGCAGAUGGUACAUGGGGAGAUCACGUUNGAGUCACAUAUCGGAUAGAUGUUCACACUAUACUGGAUGGCUUUUCGUGUCGUCACCAAAGCUUAUCUGGUAUUGUGUGAACGUAGCCAUUUUGUUCUGGUUCCGGUUCAAUGAUUCUUGGCGCGCAAAGGAGAUAAAGACGUCAUCGACGCUAAUAUAUUGCACUUCAAAAAAAGACGUGUAACUGGUGUGUCCUUAAUACUACUGAGGUGGACACAUUAUUUCUAGUGCCGAUACUAAUGAUGUCGUCUUAGAGGGAGCUGACAGCGCAGCUGCCUGAAUAUAUAUACCUUCUACAAGAGCACUCUACCUUUUUCUCUAUUAACUACAGUAUUUUCUUUCUUACAGCCGGAUGGGACAGAACUGUUUCAUUUUGUUGAUGGAUAUCCAUCUUGGGAUGCCUACCUCACAAGUAUGAUGGCAGAUGGUACAUGGGGAGAUCACGUUGUUUUACACGGCGCGGCAAACUGUUUUCGAACGUGCAUCCAUGUGAUUAGCAGUCUUCCACAUCGCUAUGACGUAAUGGUCUGCCCAGAGUUUGAUGUUACUGGGAGCAACCGGCUCGUGCUGGGUCACCUGCACGAGCUUCACUAUGUUAGCCUUAUUCCACAGAUAGGAGGGAAAGAUAGCUGA